AUGGCCGGUGGGGUCGGCGACGUGGUGGCCGCGCUUGCCGCGUCGGUGUUCGGGCAGGAGCUGUUCCUGCUUCAGUUGCAGUCCGUGGACCAUGCUGGCCUUGAGGGUCACUGCCAAUGGCUGCUGCAGCUGGUGGUGGCGGCAUCCCUCGUCACGAUCGCUGCCAGCGCCGUCCUGCCUAGGAGCUUCGCCAUGGCGGUGGUGCGGUCAUCGUCGGAGCUGCUCUAG
Messenger RNA from Miscanthus lutarioriparius, 228 nucleotides. The record is from the annotation of a GenBank genome assembly. NCBI's taxonomy places the organism in Eukaryota, Viridiplantae, Streptophyta, Magnoliopsida, Poales, Poaceae.